Brachypodium distachyon (stiff brome) is the source of this 1546-nucleotide messenger RNA. Its product is annotated as probable glycosyltransferase At5g03795. The transcript has 4 exons. Bases 1 to 1422 code for a protein of 473 amino acids. The record is from RefSeq and is a predicted model, not a curated record. Gene Ontology annotation, molecular function: glycosyltransferase activity. NCBI's taxonomy places the organism in Eukaryota, Viridiplantae, Streptophyta, Magnoliopsida, Poales, Poaceae.
AUGGUAUCCGCCUCGUGCUGCCGCGUCGUGGGCCUUGGCUCCCUCCUUGCCGCGGCCGCGGCCACCACCGCGUUCCUCACCUUCUCCCUCCCGUCGUCCAACGGCGUGUCCACCGCCAAGCUCACCGUAGCAGUUUCCGUCAACGCGAGCUCCACGCCGCCGCCGCCGCCGCCUCCUCCUCCUCCAACAUUAGCUACGGCGUUACCUCCCCCGCCACCGCCGCCGCCGCCCGUGGCGAGGCCUCGAAAACGAGAGCCUUCGUAUGGGAGGAUGACACCUGAGGAGGCGCUGCGGUACGCCAAGAAGGAGAUAAUGGCCGCCGAGCCGGUAGUUAACGACCCCGACCUGUACGCGCCUCUCUUCAGGAACGUCUCACAGUUCAAGAGGAGCUAUGAACUGAUGGAACGGAUACUCAAAGUUUACAUUUACCAGGACGGCCGGAGACCCAUCUUCCACACUCCUCCUCUCAGCGGCAUCUACGCGUCCGAGGGCUGGUUCAUGAAGCUUCUCAAGGAGAGCAGGCGGUUCGUCGUCGCCGACGGGGCCAAGGCGCACCUCUUCUACCUGCCUUACAGCUCGCAGCACCUCAGACUCUCGCUGUACGUGCCAGACUCCCAUAACCUGCGCCCACUGGCCGUCUACCUGAGAGAUUUCGUCCAAGGCCUCGCCGCCAAGUACCCUUUCUGGAACCGCAACAGAGGGGCCGAUCACUUCCUUGUCGCCUGCCAUGAUUGGGGACCUUACACGACCACAGCGCAUCGCGACCUGCGCAGGAACAGCAUCAAGGCGCUGUGCAACGCCGACAGCUCGGAGCGGAUCUUCUCCCCGGGAAAGGACGUCUCCCUCCCGGAGACAACCAUCAGGACGCCGAAGCGGCCACUCCGGUACGUCGGCGGGCUUCCCGUCUCCCGGCGGCGCAUCCUCGCCUUCUUCGCCGGCAACGUGCACGGCAGGGUCAGGCCGGUCCUCCUCAAGCACUGGGGCGACGGGCGCGACGACGACAUGAGAGUGUACGGGCCCUUACCCAACCGGGUGUCCCGGCAGAUGAGCUACAUCCAGCACAUGAAGAACAGCAGGUUCUGCCUGUGCCCCAUGGGGCACGAGGUGAACAGCCCCAGGAUCGUGGAGGCGCUCUACUACGAGUGCGUGCCGGUGGUCAUCGCCGACAACUUCGUGCUGCCCUUCAGCGACGUGCUCGACUGGACCGCCUUCUCCGUGGUGGUCGCCGAGAAGGACAUACCGGACCUCAAGAAGAUACUCCAGGGGAUCUCGCUCAGGAGGUACGUGGCCAUGCAUGACUGUGUCAAGAGGCUGCAGAGGCACUUCUUGUGGCACGCCAGGCCCCUUAGGUAUGAUCUGUUCCACAUGAUUCUGCACUCCAUUUGGCUCAGUAGAGUGAACCAUGUUGAACUUCUGGAGUAAAUAUAUAUCAGAUGAUCCAUGUGUGUAAGGUAUUUGUGUGAAUUGUAUAGAUGCAUGGCCUCAGGCCCUCUGUAUACAGUGUACAGUGAAUUUAGCAUAGUGAUGUUGCGUCACGAGGUACAAA